Molecule: messenger RNA, 2102 nt
Organism: Durio zibethinus
Lineage: Eukaryota; Viridiplantae; Streptophyta; Magnoliopsida; Malvales; Malvaceae
Product: putative zinc metalloprotease EGY1, chloroplastic
Biological process (GO): proteolysis
Source: RefSeq, a predicted model, not a curated record
CACAAAAAAUAUUUUUUUUAAUAUCCCGCAACGAAGAAGAUAAAACUCCCAUCAGCUCUCUGUUCAAAACCCACCAAAAGCCCAGAAAAAAAAAUAUAAUUCAAACUUUUUUCUUUGUUUUUUAUUUUUAUUUUUUAAAUCUUGGUCGGAGAUUUUUAUUGGAUGGGAACUCUCACGAGCUGUAGUUUUAGCGCGGUGAAUUUCCGGUUCCAUUCCAGUUCAAUUUUCCGCGAAAGAGUUGGCGUACGAGUCUUCGAGUCGAGGAAAUUGAAGAGGAAUUUGUGUUUUGUAUGGAGUAGAAUAGUUUCCAAGGAAGUUUCACGGGAAAAGUUUUUCAAAAUUAGGUGUUUUGGGGGCGGUAACGAUAAUCACGGUGAUUACACCAAUAAUGAUGGAGACAUUAAGGAGAAUAAUAAUAAUAAUAAUAAUAAUAAUAAUAAUAAUAAUAAUUCUUCAUCCACAGAAUCCACCAUCACGACGGCGUCUCCGCCCGAAGAGAAGGCAGUGAAGGAGAAAAGCACCGGCAAUGACCUGCCUCCGUCUGUUUCCUCAAGGCCACCAAACAUAGCUCCUCUUGGAUCAGUCUACAGUGAUUUCCAAAUUGAUUCUUUUAAAUUGAUGGAGCUUCUUGGACCUGAGAAAGUUGAUCCUACUGAUGUAAAGCUAAUUAAGGACAAGCUUUUUGGCUAUUCCACAUUUUGGGUGACUAAAGAAGAGCCAUUUGGAGACCUUGGUGAGGGCAUCCUUUUUCUAGGAAAUUUAAGAGGGAAGAGAGAAGAUGUUUUUACCAAACUCCAUACUCGACUGGCUGAGAUCAUGGGUGAUAAAUACAAUCUUUUCAUGGUUGAGGAGCCUAAUUCAGAAGCACCUGACCCGCGUGGUGGGCCACGUGUUAGCUUUGGUUUGCUGAGGAAAGAGGUCUCAGAACCUGGACCAACUACACUUUGGCAAUAUGUGAUAGCUCUUUUGCUGUUCCUCUUGACUAUAGGUUCCAGCGUGGAGUUAGGUAUUGCAUCUCAGAUAAACCGACUUUCUCCAGAGAUUGUGAAAUACUUUACAGAUCCAAAUGCUGUUGAACCACCAGAUAUGGAACUGCUAUACCCAUUUGUGGAGUCAGCAUUGCCUCUAGCGUAUGGUGUUUUAGGGGUGCUUAUAUUUCAUGAAGUUGGGCACUUUCUUGCUGCUUUUCCAAAGAAAGUAAAACUAAGCAUUCCUUUCUUCAUUCCAAACAUUACCCUUGGAAGCUUUGGAGCUAUUACUCAGUUCAAAUCUAUUCUUCCUGAUCGGAGUACAAAAGUUGACAUUUCCCUUGCUGGCCCAUUUGCUGGUUCUGCAUUGUCUUUUUCAAUGUUUGCUGUUGGUCUGUUGCUUUCAUCAAACCCGGAUGCAACUGGGGACUUUGUGCAGGUUCCUAGCAUGCUGUUUCAGGGUUCAUUGCUCCUUGGACUCAUCAGUAGAGCAACUCUCGGUUAUGCGGCAAUCCAUGCUGCAACAGUGUCAAUUCAUCCUCUUGUGAUUGCAGGAUGGUGUGGCUUAACCACAACAGCUUUUAAUAUGCUUCCUGUGGGGUGUCUUGAUGGUGGAAGGGCUGUGCAGGGUGCUUUUGGAAAGGGUGCGCUGGUUGGGUUUGGUCUGACAACUUACACAUUGCUUGGAUUAGGAGUGAUUGGAGGACCUUUAUCACUUCCCUGGGGGCUGUAUGUGCUGAUAUGUCAGAGGACUCCAGAAAAACCCUGCUUAAACGAUGUAACUGACGUCGGAACAUGGAGGAAAACAGCCGUUACAGUAGCUAUUUUUCUUGUUGUGUUGAUGCUGCUUCCUGUAUGGGAUGAGCUUGCUGAAGAGCUAGGUAUAGGCCUUGUAAGCACAUUUUAAUACGUAUAAAUAUGUAGGUUAUGAAGAAAGAAAUUAGAGUGAAGCCAAUUUUGAUAUAAAGCCAAAUAAAACUCAAAUAAUAGCCAAAGCAAUUCUUGUUCAAUUUAUAUAUGUUGUUGUAAAUCGUUCUCCUCUUUCCCUUAGUUCGUAAUUUUUGGUUCCAGAUUCAUUGGAAUAUAAAACCUUUUAAUUUGUUGUAACUUCCUCCAAGAAAUUAGUCCAAUAAG